This is a messenger RNA of Myxocyprinus asiaticus (Chinese sucker), 3645 nucleotides long. RefSeq lists its product as uncharacterized. Bases 180 to 3245 code for a protein of 1021 amino acids. The record is from RefSeq and is a predicted model, not a curated record. The transcript has 19 exons. Lineage: Eukaryota; Metazoa; Chordata; Actinopteri; Cypriniformes; Catostomidae. Gene Ontology annotation, molecular function: channel activity; DNA binding. Gene Ontology annotation, biological process: regulation of DNA-templated transcription; monoatomic cation transport; positive regulation of interleukin-1 production.
UGAUGUGUCAGACGUCACGGCUUGUGUAGGGGAGUAUAGGCUGUGUUGUCAGCCUGGUGUCAGUCUGAUGAAGAUUGGCAUUCAGACUGUCUGGAGGGCUGUGCAUCGUGGGACCAACGCCAACAUCAGAUGCUCUGAUGCUGAGAACAAGCAAACUAGUCUCCAUGUGAAGCUAUCCCAUGAUGCAACAUGUGUCCCCAGCACCAGCAUUAACCAUGAUGGCCACACAAAGCGUUCCUCCACCAUCGUACCAGGAGAGUCAACAGAUGACAGGCACUACACAGCAAAACUCAAAGGCCCAGCAUGUUCACAUCUCUGCAGCCUCAGCGGCAGGGGCCACCCCAGUCAGCGUGACCCUUGACCCCCAAGCCCAACUGGAGUCAGACAAACGGGCUGUUUACAGACAUCCCCUAUUCCCUCUUCUGGCUUUGCUGUUUGAGAAGUGUGAGCAAGCCACGCAGGGAUCAGAAUGCAUCACCUCGGCCAGCUUUGAUGUUGACAUAGAGAACUUCGUCCACCAGCAAGAGCAGGACCACAAGCCUUUCUUCAGCGAGGACCCUGAACUAGACAACCUGAUGGUCAAGGCGAUCCAGGUGUUGCGGAUUCACCUGCUGGAGCUAGAGAAGGUGAACGAACUCUGUAAAGACUUCUGCAACCGUUACAUCACCUGCCUCAAGACCAAGAUGCACAGUGACAAUCUGCUACGGAAUGACCUGGGCGGCCCGUAUUCGCCAUCACAGACCAGUCUCGGCCUGCAGCAGGAUCUGCUCCAAAACUCAUCCCCAUCUCUCACCUCUGUCUCCAGCACAGUAAACCCCUCUGGGAUCAUGGUCCCUGCCGGCUCACUGCAACAGAACAACGUUGCCAUGACCACUAUCAACUCUCAGGUGGUAUCAGGUGGAACGCUGUAUCAGCCGCUGGCAAUGGUAACCUCACAGGGGCAGGUGUUAACACAGGGUUUACCGGAGGGAACCAUCCAAAUCCAAAACAGUCAGGUGAACCUGGUCUUGUCCUCACUCUUGGACGGCGAUGACAAGAAAUCAAAAAACAAACGAGGCGUUCUUCCCAAACAUGCCACAAACAUCAUGCGUUCCUGGCUGUUUCAGCAUCUCAUGCACCCUUAUCCCACUGAAGACGAGAAAAGACAGAUCGCAGCACAAACAAAUCUUACCUUGUUACAGGUGAACAACUGGUUUAUUAAUGCCCGUAGGCGUAUACUGCAGCCCAUGUUGGAUGCCAGUAAUCCUGACCCUGCUCCUAAAGCCAAAAAGAUGAAAUCUCAGCAUAGACCGACACAGCGUUUCUGGCCUGACUCCAUUGUAGCUGGAGUCCUGCAGACACACGGAUCCCACUCAACAAACAACUCAGACAGUUCUCUGGGCAUGGACGGCCUGCAGUCUCUAUCCUCGGAUUCUGCCACACUGGCAAUGCAGCAAGCCAUGCUGGGAGCUGACGAUUCCAUGGAUGGCACGGAGGAGGAAGACGAAGAAGAGGAGGAAGAGGAGGGAAUCGAUGAUGAUGAAGAUGAGGAGGAGGAUGAAGAAAGCGAGGGAGGCAGACAAAUGGCUGGUUCUGCCCGGAGAGAUAUGGGCCUUAAUCACAACGACGGACUGGACCCAGUACAGCCUCUCAUUUUGCACAGACCUCCUCUAGUACAUAAGACACUUGCCAGCAUCUCUUUCCUCUCCAGCCUCAGGACAAGUGACAGCUGGAUUGAUCCAGUUUACAAUUCUCUACUGGAUAAAGAACUCCUAAGCCCAGUACAGCCUCUCAUUUUGCACAGACCUCCUCUAGUACAUAAGACACUUGCCAGCAUCUCUUUCCUCUCCAGCCUCAGGACAAGUGACAGCUGGAUUGAUCCAGUUUACAAUUCUCUACUGGAUAAAGAACUCCUAAGGUACUUUGCCAGCAUGUCUAUUGCUAGAACAGCCGCCCAAGCGAUGCUCUCCGAUGCCCUACUGAGGGACAGUAAUGUGGACAAUCGCAUCAGACACCUGGAGCUGGAAUUGCCCUUGGAUAAAGUCAUCAAGUUUGUGUCUGUGGGCCUGCCUCUCCUUCUGGUGUCCAUGGCCUUUGCCAGAGAGAUUUCUAUCGGCCCACAGAUAAGCUGCUUUCCUCCCAACAACUUCACAGCAAAGCAAGCAACAUAUGUAGAUACAUACUGCUGGGACUCACUCAUGCACCAUGAGUUUGACACGGAUGGGAACUUUGAAGAACAUUCACUGUGGGUACAUAGCAUGUUUCCAUAUUCCUUAUUGGUCAUGGCCAUGAUGAUGUACAUACCUGCUUUGAUCUGGCGUUACUUGGCCGUACCCAGCCUGAGCUCUGACCUGCUCUUCAUCAUCGAUGAGUUGGACAAGUCUUACAACCGUUCUGUCCGCCUGGCGCAGACCAUCCUAGAGCUUAAAGAGAGAUCAGACAACCCACUGCAGUUUCAAGCUGAGCUUGACAGUGCCAAGCGCAAGCAGUAUUUUGAGUAUCCCCUGCUGGAGAGAUACAUGCAGUGCAAGCAUGGCUCAUACUUCUUGGUCAGCAUGAUCUUCUUACGAGGUUUCCUGUUGCUGACCUUCAUGUCCACAUCUUGCCUGUACCUGGUCUACUUCCACCUCUCCGCCUUCCUACAGGAUGAAUUCAGCUGUUUUGUACGCACUGGGCUCCUUCGUGACCAGCCCUGGGUGCCUGAGCUAGUUCAGUGUAAAAUGACUGGCCUGCUUGUGUUCCAGGUCAUUAGCGUAGCUAACGGUGCCAUCUAUGUGCUCCUGGCUCCUAUUGUUCUUUUUAGUCUGCUGCGUUUGUUCUGCUGGGACAUGACCUUCCUCUCACUUUAUGAGGUUCUGCCUGCACUGGGGCUCAUCAGCGGUCAGAAACUAGGCUGCCCACUUAACGACCUAAACGUGCUGUUACUCUUCCUACGCGCCAAUGUAGCACAUCUGCGUUCGUAUGGGCGCCUGAGGGCCAUGUGCUCCCUGGCACCUCCUAGACUGAAGGGUGGCAAGGGCAUGCUGACAGAGGAGCAGGCUGAAGAGGCGGCUGAGGCUGCUGAGGAGCUGGAGGAGGAAAUUAGGGAGGCAAGAGAAGAGGGAAAGCUUAAUCUAGUGGACAUCAUGACAGUGCUGGGAAUGGUAAAAGGAAAUGCACUGAACUGCCAAGAGCAACACCCUCUGGUGGAGGAAGAUAUGACACAUGAGCCUAACCACCAAGGGUACCAUGAUUUGAAGGAGACUACAACAUGUUGUUUUGCCUAAAGCAACAAUCAAUGGAAUGAGCCAGCACUGUCAUACUCUAGAGGGCCCUAGAACAGCUAAAUCUCUUUCAUGAAGUAAAAUCUGAAGACAGUGACUAUAGUAUACUCUAUUAUAAAGCAUCCAAUAGCUAUAACUCAUCUUUAUAGUACAGAAUCAGUAAAGUAAUAUAUGGAUCAGAAACAAUUCGGAUGGAUCUCUCAUACAAGCACCUCAGGAAUAAAAGUUCCAAAGUCUAUACUGACUUUUUGAAAAAGCCUCCAAUAGGAAGUAUCCUUAAACUUGAGGAUUUUAAUAUCUUUAUUUAUUCUUUUAAUUCUUGUUAUGUGAUAUUGGUGGAUACUUUACUGAACAUGACCUUCUUGCUUUAGGCUGGAAUCUGUACUUGACUUUUUAUUCUCUU